UCUACCUCCCUCUAAAUGCAUGCACCCAUCUCAAUCCACCUCUUCUCCUUCCAUUUCUAACACCCUCUGAUUCAAAUAUCUCACCAAAUGUACUCCGGGAUUCACUCCAUUCCCUUGGAAGGAACUGGUAUCGCCCAUGCCGACUUCCCUCGUCACUUGCCCACCACCAACUUGGUCGGAGAUCCAUGUUUGGUGUUGACAACAGAUCCGAAGCCUCGACUCCGGUGGACGGCGGAGCUCCAUGAGAGAUUUGUCGAUGCCGUUACUCAGCUUGGUGGCCCCGAUAAAGCUACACCAAAGAUGAUCAUGAGAACAAUGGGCGUAAAAGGCCUCACUCUCUAUCAUCUGAAGUCGCAUCUUCAGAAAUACCGCAUGGGGAAGCAAUCAUGCAAAGAAUUCAUGGAGAACUCUAAAGACGCAUCUUGCAUUGCUGAGAGUCAGGACAUGAGUUCAUCCACAUCAUCUUCUACAAGAAUGAUGGCACAAGAUUUAAACGAUGGGUUUGAGGUUACAGAAGCUUUGCGAGUGCAGAUGGAAGUCCAACGAAGAUUGCACGAUCAGCUAGAGGUUCAGCAUCGCCUCCAACUUCGGAUCGAAGCACAAGGAAAGUAUCUUCAAUCAAUCUUGGAAAAAGCUUGUAAAGCCCUAAACGAUCAGGCAAUCACGACUGCUGGACUAGAGGCGGCUAGGGAAGAGUUGUCCGAGCUUGCAAUCAAGGUAGCCAACGACUGCCCGCUAUCUGUCACUCCAACCCCUUCACUCACCCAAAUUGCAACACAUGUUGAAAACGAGCACCCUCCUAAUUCGACUGCACGACUUAUGGACCACUCCAUCGAUAGCUGCUUGACGUCCACCGCCCCGCCAGUGGGGCUGAGUUCUCAGGCUGCUGCUUUGAAGAAGAGACAAAGGGCCAUGUUCACACAAGCCGAAUGGAUGGCGGCAAACAUCGGAUAACUAGUUUUCGUGUUUUUGUGUAGACAUUUUCUUGGAUGUUAGGGGAUAUAACUAGUUUUCUUGUUUUUGUGUAGACAUUUUCUUAUUUUCCAGCGGAUGUUAGGGAAAAGAAAAGGAUGGAUUAUGUGAAAUUAGGGAUUAUUUUGAAUCGAUCUGUAUUUCGGA
Messenger RNA from Cynara cardunculus var. scolymus (artichoke), 1119 nucleotides. Its product is annotated as protein PHR1-LIKE 2-like. The transcript is spliced from 6 exons. Gene Ontology annotation, molecular function: DNA binding; DNA-binding transcription factor activity. Lineage: Eukaryota; Viridiplantae; Streptophyta; Magnoliopsida; Asterales; Asteraceae. The record is from RefSeq and is a predicted model, not a curated record. The coding region runs from base 88 to 954 and encodes 288 amino acids.